UUAGACCUUUCCUUUAUGACUUCGAUGCAUUUAGUAAUCUAACUCAGACGAGAAAGCUGAGCAGAAAACCAAAGGGGAGCUGGGAGAGUGUUACGUGGCUCAGCUUUGUUCCUCUCCCUUCCCACCCCAAGUGGUUUGGGUUGGGCUGGUCCCGGGUCAGGAGGCGCGGGGGCGGAAGCCGCGAGGGCCCCUGUGGCUGUCAGAGGCUGAGUGAGGAGACGGAUCCGAAACCCUAGCAAGCCGGCCAUGGAGAGUCACCGCUGGCUGCCUCUGGAGGCCAAUCCCGAGGUCACCAACCAGUUUCUCAAACAAUUAGGUCUGCACCCCAACUGGCAGUUUGUUGAUGUAUAUGGUAUGGAACCUGAACUCCUUAGCAUGGUGCCACGGCCAGUCUGUGCGGUAUUGCUUCUUUUUCCAAUUACAGAAAAGUAUGAAGUAUUCAGAAUAGAAGAGGAAGAAAAAAUAAAAUCAGAAGGACAAGACGUCACAGAAUCAGUAUAUUUCAUGAAGCAAACCAUCAGUAAUGCUUGUGGAACAAUUGGACUGAUCCAUGCCAUUGCUAACAACAAAGACAAAAUGAAUUUUGAAUCUGGAUCAACAUUGAAAAAAUUCUUGGAAGAUUCCCUAAGUAUGAGUCCUGAAGAAAGAGCCAGAUACCUAGAAAAAUAUGAAGCUAUUCGAGUUACUCAUGAAUCGAGUGCCCAUGAAGGUCAGACAGAGGGGGCAGAACUGGGACCGAAGAGUGGAAGUUACUGGGAGGCAAAUUUCAGCUCCUUAGAAAACGUUCUUCAACAGUUAAAACCAACUGAAAGUCAUAUGGAUUGCCAUGUUGAGUCGUCCUCGCCAUCCUCAUCACAGCCUCAUUCUAGCCACUGCAGAACGAAGGCCUCACCAUUGUGUCACCAUGCAUCCCUGCCCUGGGUCAAACGUAACCAUGUAGGUCCUGCAAAGGCUACCAGUCCAUCUCUCCGUCUUCGUCGCUGGCGGCCCUUCUUACGCCUGCCGUCUGUGGGGCUUCAUUCUGUUGCACCAAGUAUAGAUGAAAAAGUAGAUCUACAUUUUAUUGCAUUAGUUCAUGUAGAUGGGCAUCUCUAUGAAUUAGAUGGGCGCAAGCCAUUUCCAAUUAACCAUGGAAAAACUAGUGAUGAUACUUUAUUAGAGGAUGCCAUAGAAGUUUGCAAGAAGUUCAUGGAACGUGACCCAGAAGAAUUAAGAUUUAAUGCUAUUGCUCUUUCUGCAGUGUAGCUUGUGCAUAAUGACAACACCAGUACUAUAUAAUUUGUAACAAAAAUAAAAUUCCUAGUGGCUUACAUCAAUAACCAGAAAUUUUGAUAUUUUCCUUGAUAUUCACCAAUAAUAGUUUAUGUGGAUUAAACUUUGAAUUAAUCUGUA
This is a messenger RNA of Monodelphis domestica (gray short-tailed opossum), 1392 nucleotides long. RefSeq names its product ubiquitin C-terminal hydrolase L3 (gene UCHL3). Lineage: Eukaryota; Metazoa; Chordata; Mammalia; Didelphimorphia; Didelphidae. Gene Ontology annotation, molecular function: cysteine-type deubiquitinase activity. The record is from RefSeq and is a predicted model, not a curated record. Gene Ontology annotation, cellular component: cytoplasm. Gene Ontology annotation, biological process: ubiquitin-dependent protein catabolic process; protein deubiquitination.